AUGAACAAGGGUAUUGGGCUUGGUCUUCUGGGCCUGAUCUGCUUGGUGGGUAUGUGCAUGGCGACGACGACGACGGGGUACAACGGCGACAGGGUGGCGGUGGCCAAGCGGGAGGUCGCUCCGCUGGGCUUUGUGCUUGUAGGCGAUGCCGGUGGCGAGACUCGGGUCACGUUCCGCGUGCAUUUAGUGCGUGAAAAAACCAUGGAGGAGCUGGAGGCAGAGCUGCUGGCGGUGUCGAGCCCUGGCUCGCCGCGUGCUGGCCAGCAUCUCGACUUUGAGGCCACCGAGGCGCUGUUUGCGGCUCGGGCCGGUGCCGCCGAGGCCGUCAUGGCCUGGCUCGCCGAGUUCCCGGUCGCCGUCGAGGUCCGCUCGGACACGCUCAAAAUCACGGCUUCGGUGAGUACCGUCGAGCGGAUGUUCCGGACCAAGAUGGGCGUUUGGAUGUCGGUGGCGGACAAGAAGGCGCUCGGUGAGGCGGCGCCGACGCAGCUGGCGAUCACAUCGUCGGCGCAUGUGCCUGCGGCGCUUGCGCCGCACGUGGCCCUUGUCUCGGGCCUCGCUGAGGUCUUCCAUUUUUCGCAUCCGCAGCGGGCGGGCCAGAAGGCGACGACCGGGGCGGACACAGUCGCAACGAGCGGCAGCAAGUCGCAGUACAAGGGCCGAUACACGCAGGUGACGCCUGCGCUGCUGCGCGACUUCUAUGGCAUCGACUACACACCGGUGGCGACAAUGGCUAAGCAGUGCAUCGGCUCGUUUGGCUCGUUCUACAACCCCGAGUGCCUAGCUCAGUUUGUCGAGACCUUUGACAACGCGACGUACGGCAAGAUUGCGCAGUCCAAGGGCUACAACUGCUGGGGCAUUGCACCCAAUGAGACGUGCGCAGCCGGCCAGCUGGAGGCCGACCUCGACGUCGACUACAUGACGUCGAUUGGGGCCGGGAUCGAGACCUGGGUGUGGAACUCGGACAUUGACGAGCAGCACCAGCAAGAGUGGAUGCUCAACUGGGUGUACGAGGUGACUGGACAGGACGGACCCAGCUCGUCGACGCCGCAGGUCUUCUCACUCUCGUACGGCCUGCCCGAGGUGUGGCAGUGCGAUGCCGACCUGGCGAACAUCACCCAGUACUGCCCGUCGUUUGGCUACGACUCGGCCAAGUACAUUGCCGCCGUCGAUGCCGAGUUUGUCAAGUUUGGCGUCCGCGGGUGGACUGUCAUGGUUGCGACCGGCGACGACGGCGCUGCCGGCGACUCGUCGAACCUGCCGUACCAGACCGGCUACGCUGACGGCGUCGUCAACCAGCUGUCGGUCACCGCGUCGGCGCCGUCGGACUCGGGCUCGACCGAGUCAUUUACAUGUGCCAUCCCUGUCGGCGGCAUGGGUCGCGGCUUCAUCUGCCAGAUCGUCCUCGAAGUCUGCCCGACCGCCAUCUCCGAGUUUACCUCUGGCACCUUUGUGGCCGAGGCAGGCUGCUCGCUCGAGAUGACCUCAAUCUUUGGCCCGGACUGUACCGCCGCCCAGCCGACGGUCUCGUCCAACUGCUCAACCUCGCAGUUCCCGACCAAGACAUGGCAGGCAAACGGAAUCACGUGCACCAUUGGCGCGUACGAGUACGGCAAGCCGGUCAACCCCGGCCUCGGAGUCGACGCCUCGCUGCAGUCGCAGUACCCGGCCGCGUCGCCGUACGUGACCGCGGUCGGCGCGACCAUGCUCACCUGCCCGGGCGAGCCCGAGUGCACUGGCCCGAACACCGAAGUGACUUGCUCUUCGGAGACCGGCGCCGCCAUCACCUCGGCCGGCUUCUUCUCGCAGUUCCACCCGGUCCCGACCUGGCAGGCCAAGGCCGCGGCUGGGUACCUGUCGGCGAACGCGGCGGCGCUGCCGCCGGCUGCAGUCUUUGCACAGGGCGGACGCGGGGCGCCGGACGUCGCCUUUAUGGGCCACAACUUUGAGAUCAGCGCGUUUGACAGUGGCUCAUGCUCGGUCAUGCCGGGCAUCGACGGCACGUCAGCGUCAUCACCGUCGUUUGCCGGCCUCAUUUCGCUCAUCAACGACGCGCGGUACGCCGCCGGCAAGUCGUCCAUCGGCUUCCUCAACCCGUACCUCUACGCCGCGCCCAUCGGCACCUUCUCGGACAUCACUCAGGGCUCCAACCACUGCCGCCAGGUCACCACCGCCAUGUACUACGACCAGACGUGCAACCUCGACUCGCAGCCCGGAUCGCUCUGGAUCGGCUGCUCCGCCUGGGGCUACCCCGCCGCCGAGGGAUGGGAUGCGGCCACCGGCCUCGGCUCGCCGAUCUUCCCCGCCCUCAAGACCUACCUCCUCGCCCAACCGUAG
Thecamonas trahens ATCC 50062 is the source of this 2337-nucleotide messenger RNA. Its product is annotated as family S53 protease. The record is from RefSeq and is a predicted model, not a curated record. NCBI's taxonomy places the organism in Eukaryota, Apusomonadida, Apusomonadidae. The transcript has a single exon. Gene Ontology annotation, molecular function: serine-type endopeptidase activity; tripeptidyl-peptidase activity. Bases 1 to 2337 code for a protein of 778 amino acids. Gene Ontology annotation, biological process: proteolysis.